Messenger RNA from Ricinus communis (castor bean), 533 nucleotides. Its product is annotated as putative defensin-like protein 184. The record is from RefSeq and is a predicted model, not a curated record. Lineage: Eukaryota; Viridiplantae; Streptophyta; Magnoliopsida; Malpighiales; Euphorbiaceae. Bases 230 to 454 code for a protein of 74 amino acids. The transcript has 2 exons.
AUAUUCUUUAACAUUGUGAUUCUUGGGCAAUUACAUUAUAAAACUGCAGAAUCAUAAUUCCACUAUACCAUGACUUUUGUAUGCUUAUCCUUAAUGCAAAUUGAACUGUAGCCUCCCUGAAAAAUAAGGCCUUUAGUCCUAUAAAUAGCAUCCCAAAUUUCUCUCAGAAACAAGACUUAGUAAGAGCACAUAAAGAACCGCAAAAAAAUCCAUAUAAACAUACAUAAAGAUGGUGAAAUUUACUACCUUCUUCCUGCUUGUCCUCCUCAUUCUUGCCUCUGAUGAAGAAGUGGUGAUGAGGGCAGGAGCAAGGGACUGCCACAAAGUUUGGAACUGCAAAGGCAAUAAUCGCUGCUGGGAUGACUGCAAAAACAAAUAUAAUGGAAUGGGACUCUGUGAUCUGUAUGCUGCACCUGCUGUUCCUAAGCAGUGCUUUUGUGCAUACAAGUGCUGAUAUAUAUAUAAGUAGAUGAUAACCCAGAUGUAAUCGUGUAUGUUAUGUUAAUCUAUAAUCAACUUCCAGAUUUCCUCUA